GGCGAUAAAGAAAGUUUGUGACACCUCUGCAAGUUCUGGGGGGAAAAUCCCACGGAGCUGAACACUAACGGAUGAUUUACUUCCCAGAAAUGAUUUUCCAAAGAAGAUAGCAUAGACUGUUACCCGGCUCAUCGAGAAAUUGAGACACGAAGUAACUCAGAGAAGAAAUGUGACGGAAACAAGAGUAGAUCAUUCUGGGCAGUGCCCCGGCAUUGCCGACUAACUUAUUCACUACAGACUGCCUGGUGUAUCAGCUGAUGACAGAUUGAACUGCGGGACAGGCAUACCUUGUUGGUGUCUUUCUUCUCAUGACGUACAGUUUGUUGUAAACCACACAAAGUGUGUGGUCGGAACUUGACAUUUAAAAUCUUUAACAAUCUGCCAGCAUCGCUUAGAUUUCAUAUAUUCUCAAUGGAGAAUGAUAUCAUUCAUACGGCUGUAACAUCCAAUAACACAAUUGUACUAAAUGGCACAGAAGUUGGUUUGUGUCCAUUGUCUGUGGAUGCCCAAGACAAAGCUUUGACAGAUCAGCUGACGGUAACUGCAGCACCGGGCUUUCUCCCCGAAAAUGCAGUACUGGUGGAGACUAGUCGUGGAUUACUAUUGUCUGUACCUGAUGGGGCUGGAGGCGUUACUUAUGGCAGGAUUACCACCCCUGUGGAUCUUCAGCAAACCGCCUCCCUCCUUGUAAACUGUACAGCUGACCAGUUAGUGGAGGCUCAGCAUGCUGCUGACGUGUUGGGGGUCAAGUGGCUGGUAAUGGCCUGGCUGUGGGACACCAGCCACUGGAUGGCACCACAGAGCUCAGACUUGCAGCCCGCAGCUCCCUGGUUUUCCACCUCAGCCACUCCCACAACCUGUAUGAGCAAUGUCUCAUUGGAGGAAGAGCCUAAGAAACGCAAGGGAGGUUGGCCCAAAGGUAAAAAGAGGAAGAACACUUCAGAGUUGAAUGCACCCCGGGCUCCUGUAACUGGAUAUGUGCUGUAUGCUAUAGAGAGAAGACAGGAGAUAAAGAAAACCAAUCCAGAUCUGCAGUUUUCUGAAGUCACCAAAGUAUUAGGCAAUGAAUGGUCAACAAUGCCACAGGACAAAAAACAAAAAUACCUAACUGAGGCAGAGGCUGAUAAGAAGAGGUACAUAGAUGAGCUCAAUGCAUUCCAGCAGUCCGUCACAUAUCAGAGUUUUCUUAAGAAGAGGAAGUUAAAAGGGAUGUGUGUAGAUCCCAAUGGACUGGAAUCUGAUGCUUAUGCCACUUUGAUUGAUCUUGAGGAGGACUACAUGUCUGAGCUAUACUGUAGGGUGUGUGACCAGUACUUCAGCUCCUUACAUAACAAGAAAGAACACAUGUUUGGGAGGCAGCAUUUGCAGGCCAUCACAGGUGAAUUGGAGAAAGAGCUUCAGCAACAGUCUGAGCAGCAACAACAACAGCAGGCCCAGCAGCAGCAACACAAUUUGCAGGAGGCAGCUCUGGUGACAGAUGACCUUCAUCAGGACAGUUUGGGGUCUCUCUCAGACAGCAGUGAUGGGGAAACCUUGAAGCUUUCUGGCCCAGUCGAUAUAGAGAGUUUUAUACAUGAGUUUCAUCAGAAAAACAGAGAGCGUGACCAAGAAAUUCAUCAACUGAAGAGAAGUUUGAAAAUGUCUCAGGGAGAUAAUCUUGCAAUGUGCAAACAGAUUCAAGAAUUGAGGGAUUUAGAAACCAAACUGGAUCAGGAUGUAGGUAAUGCCAAAGCAUAUGGUGCUUCCCUGACUGCUCAAAUAGAUGGCCUCAAGAUGGUGCCCACACUAUUCGGGGUUAUCAAUUUCUGACAAUUACUGAACUGCUACGCUUUAUCUCUCAUCUCUAGGUAUUUAUAUACUAGUAUCCACCUCAUUAUGAUGUUAUGACACUUACUGGGGGUAUUUAUUGCUCUGAGUAACUGAAGAAAUUAUUGUCUUGCUUCAUGAUGCUUUUUUUUUUUUUCACUUGUUUCAAGAGAAUUUCAGGGCUUUCAAAGUGCCAGUGCUGUUUUACAUGCCAGCAAGGUGUCUUGUUUUCUGUUGUCGGCAUUUUCAUUGCAAUCAGUGGAUAAUUCUAACCCAACAAUCAUUUGACAUGGGUCAGUAGAUCUGCCACGUGUGCUUUUCAGAGAAAUAUUUUUGUUUCAUGGUGUAAAUACAUGUACUAAAUUUGUACAAGAUUCUGGUGAAUGAGAUUUUUUGUAAAUAAACAGUGCAUCAAAAGUAAGUUCCCCACAAAACAAUACUUGAGAUUUUAAUACCAAGCUAUUUGCCCAAUCGUUGUGAAAUUUUGCACACAGUAUCUCAGUAAUCAAGUCGUCACACUGUAGCAAAGAUAACCCUGUAGAUACAGAUGUGUUCCAGUGAGCAUGUGUGAACGCAUUAUCAGCUAGAUUUUUAAAAUUUUACAAACAGAUUGAAAGAUGAUUUUGACUACCUGUACAAUCAGAAAAUGUAAAAAUCUGGUAUAACUACCGCACUUUCGUAUCACACUGAGACAGCGAGCUUGCAUUGUGUUAAUGAGGUGUGUGAUCCAGUUUUGAGGCGUGACUAACCACUCCUCCUGAAGCAGAUGUCUAACAUCGUCAACAUCGGACACCCACGUGACAUGGCGAUGCACCACUUGUUUCAACUGGUCCCACAAAUGUUCAGUGGGUUAGAGAUCCGGGGAAUUGGCCGGCUGUUCCAUGUGCUCAAUGCCAUCAUCUUCAAAGAAGUCAUGUAUUACUCUGGAUGUGGGCGAGUAUUGUCGUCCAGAAGAAGAAAUCCAUUGCCGUCUGGAAUUAUUUUUCUUAAAUUUUCAAAAUCCAACUGAUAAUGCAUGUUCCUUGGAUCACAUCUGUAUCUACAGGGUAAUCCUUGCAACAGUGUGUUGACUUGAUUACUGAUGUACUGUGUGCAAAACGUCCCAACCAUUGGGCAAAUGUCUGGGUAAAUCUCAAACACAGUUUAGGGGACAACUUACUUUGGAUGCACUGUUUAUUUAUGUGAAUGUAUAUUGUUUAUGUUUACUACCUGUUAUAUUACCGUACUGAUUUUGUUGCUGUAAAAAGGUUAUUUGAGCAUCUUCUGAAUAGGAGCCGCUGCAGUGUGAAAUUGGUUAAUACUCUUACAAUGUAUUUAUAGAGAGAACAAGUAUGUUCUUGGCAGUGAUGUUGAUGUAAAAGUGACAAAUUACAAACAAGUUCCUCCUCCAGUAUUUGCAUGUUAUUCUGUGUAACUGAAGGCUGUACCAUAGGGCUACUACGCAUCUUGCAUUUUCUUCUUAUUAAUUUUGUCCAUUUGCUGGAAUCAAUCUGUUGACACCUUUUAACAACAUCUUUGUAUUCAAGUGGCCUACGUAUAUUCUGUUAACUGUACCUCCCCCAUUGGUCUGUCAAACUGCUAUUUUUUUGUAUUCUGAGGUGCAAACAGUUGUCUCCCCUUAAUGUGAUUCCUAACAACUCCCAAGCAUACGAUUCAGGUAGAUUUCAACCUGGAAUACUACAUGUGCGUGUAUAUCCCAGAAUGUCUUUGAACAUAUUGGUUUUGAGUUGUGUAAACAUGCAAGAUUUUGUCAAAAGCUCAAGAUUAUUUUUAUUUCUGUCCUGAAUAAUACUGUAAUAUUAGUCACUUUAUAAUAGAAGCCUCCAGGCCAAGUCUUAUGAAAGUUGUACAUAUGAAUGGCACUGUGUUUGUUACAAGUAUCAUUUCUUUACUAGGAUUGUUAAUAUCCAGUUUUAUGGAUAGCCUGUGUAUUUGAUGUACAUUUAUGAUUUUACAUGUUGGUAUAUCUAACCAUAUUUUUUUUUUCACUUUCAUAUAUUCAAAUGAAUACAUACAACAAUCAUGUUUUGGCAUACAAUAUUAUGGCAUGGAGAUGCUUUUUGAAUAUCUUCUGCAUAUGAGCCAAAUUUCUUUUCAUUUUUGUGAUACAGAUUAAAUGUGUAUAAUGUGUUCUGCAACUUAAAAUUUGACCUAGGAGCUAAAAUUGUGAUCAUCAAGUAGUGAUAAGACAAUUCCGAUAUCCUGCCUGAUGUUUUAAUAUUCUGAAUUAAAAAAUCACCAUUUUUGAAAUGAACCACAGGUCUAUGGCAGUAGGAUGGUAUCAUUUUCUUGUAGACAAAGGAAAGGUUGAGGAGCUGAAUUGUCUUACUUAUCAGAUGGUUUUUUAUUACCUGUAGCUUUAGUGACUUCUUGUUUAGUUCAGUUCACAGAAUUCAAUUCUCAGUUCCUGUUAUGCUUAAUAUCUGAAGCCUCUUAUCGUGUUGUACAUCUUCAGCUAGAAGAUAAAGAAUCCUGUUCAAAAUUGUUCUCAAAAUUACUGCUUCAGUGUUGUAUUUGUUUUGGUGCUGAUGGUCUAUUGAUUGAAAAUGAGAAAUGUCUGUGUUCUUGGAAAAUAAA
Messenger RNA from Liolophura sinensis, 4383 nucleotides. RefSeq names its product SWI/SNF-related matrix-associated actin-dependent regulator of chromatin subfamily E member 1-like. Gene Ontology annotation, cellular component: nucleus. NCBI's taxonomy places the organism in Eukaryota, Metazoa, Mollusca, Polyplacophora, Chitonida, Chitonidae. Gene Ontology annotation, biological process: regulation of gene expression. The record is from RefSeq and is a predicted model, not a curated record.